This is a messenger RNA of Tarenaya hassleriana, 1623 nucleotides long. RefSeq lists its product as uncharacterized. Bases 28 to 1623 code for a protein of 531 amino acids. The transcript is spliced from 5 exons. NCBI's taxonomy places the organism in Eukaryota, Viridiplantae, Streptophyta, Magnoliopsida, Brassicales, Cleomaceae. Gene Ontology annotation, molecular function: hydrolase activity, hydrolyzing O-glycosyl compounds. The record is from RefSeq and is a predicted model, not a curated record.
CCACAUUAGAUUCCUCAACAGCCAGACAUGGCGAAGCUCAUCCCUUGUAGCUUCGUGUUCAUCCUCUCGUCUUCAAUUCUCGUCAUGACGAAUGAUGGAUCGGUAUUUUCGGACGGGCUGUCGACGAGGUCGCGUUGGAUAGUGGACGAGAGGGGCCACAGAGUGAAGCUGGCGUGCGCCAACUGGCCGUCCCAUCUUCAGCCGGUGGUGGCCGAAGGAUUACACAAGCAGCCAAUGGAUUCGAUCUCCGAGAGGAUCAGAUUCAUGGGCUUUAAUUGCGUCAGAUUCACUUGGCCUCUCGAACUGAUGACCAAUGACACUCUGGCUUUCCAUGUCACCGUCACUCAGUCCUUCCAGAGAUACCGUCUGUUCCAAGAGCUCGAUGGCAUUCGAAGGCAUAACCCCUCCAUUCUUCACCUUCCUCUCUUCAAUGCCUUUGAGGCCGUGGUGUCGAGUAUGGGGAGAUACGGGGUGAUGGUGAUUCUGGACAACCACAAAACGGUUCCGGGAUGGUGCUGCGGCAACCACGACCCGGAUGCGUUCUUCGGGGACCCGGAAUUCGACCCUAAUCUCUGGAUCUUGGGUCUCAAGAAAAUGGCCGCGUCCUUUAGGAAUGUAAAGAAUGUGAUCGGUAUGAGCCUCAGGAACGAGCUUAGAGGCCCUAAAGAAUACCCUCAUGUUUGGUACAAGUACAUGCAACAAGGAGCAGAAGCAGUGCAUGCCUCAAACCCUAACGUUCUGGUAAUCCUCUCCGGCAUUAACUUCGACACCGACCUCUCCUUCCUCGAACAUCUGCCCGUCCACGUCAGCUUCAAGAGCAAACUCGUGUUCGAGCUCCACUGGUACAGCUUCUCCGACGGCCGUGGCUCCUGGAGAUCACACAACCUUAACGAUUUCUGCGCCAAGAUUCUUGGCAAAGUUAGAAACAAUGGCGGCUUCCUUCUCGAAAAAGGGUUCCCUCUGUUCUUGAGCGAGUUCGGGACCAAUCAAGGUGGCGGAGAUGGCGACGGAAACAGGUACAUGAAUUGCAUGUUGGGAUGGGCGGCGGAGAAAGACGUGGACUGGGCGAUCUGGGCACUGGCCGGAGACUAUUACCUAAGACAAGGCAAGAGAGGUUUGGUCGAGACGUACGGAAUGUUGAACCCUAACUGGCACCACAUUCACAACUCCACCUUCUUGCGUAGAAUCUCUGUCAUUCAGCCACCCUACAAAGGACCCGGGGUUUCGCACAAUCAACACAACAGGAUUUUCCACCCGUUAACCGGGUUUUGCGUCGUGAGGAACUCCCGUAAAAGAAGGUCAGAACUCACGUUAGGACCGUGCGGGAGGCAUGAGCCAUGGAGUUAUAAUGGUCAUAUCGGAACUCUUGUGAUGAAAGAUCACAGAUCGGUAUUGUGCUUGGAAGGCGAUGUAACGGGUGGAAGAAGAGUGAAACUCGGGAAGAAGUGUUCGAAGAUCGAAAGGGUAUCGGCUUCUAAAAUGCAUUUGUCGUUCAAGACGAGACUCGGUUCUUCGCUAUGUCUGGACGUCGACUCCAUGAACAACGUUGUGGCCAACCCCUGCAAGUGUUUGAGCAAAGAUGCUAGCUGCGACCCCACAAGCCAAUGGUUCAAGAUACUUUGA